This is a messenger RNA of Drosophila serrata, 2855 nucleotides long. RefSeq names its product Tudor domain containing 3 (gene Tdrd3). NCBI's taxonomy places the organism in Eukaryota, Metazoa, Arthropoda, Insecta, Diptera, Drosophilidae. Gene Ontology annotation, biological process: mRNA processing. Gene Ontology annotation, molecular function: RNA binding; protein binding. The record is from RefSeq and is a predicted model, not a curated record. Gene Ontology annotation, cellular component: cytoplasm; nucleus.
UAUUACAUUUUGUGAAUUCCCAACAUAUAUAAGACACUUUAAGAUACCGAUAUUUUCAGCGGGCCGUUGCUGCCAACCGAUAUUUCCCAUCGCCGCUUUGCCCACCAAUAGCGAGUACACAUCUAAUACAUUUCCCAUCGCUAGCAGUAUUCGGUUUGCAAAAAAAAAGGUCAUAUGAAAAAAUGGAAUUAGCUAAGAAAUUACAGGAGAGCGGCUGGCACCUGACAGAGGACGGUCUCAAAACACUGACAGCCGCCAUUGGCAGCGAAGACCCCAAGAAAAUCAUCGCCGAGCUAUUGAAUAGGGACAUCCGCGACAUAGGCGGUGGUGCAUUGCCCGCAAAGCGUGACGAUGCCACUCUGCCCGGGAAGAUUGUACUGCAAGUGCAGAGGGUUCGGAACAUAGCCGCUCCCAAAGCGAACGAGGAAUCGAAGGCGGCACCGCGCCUUCUGCAGCUGGAGCUGAGCGACGGCCAGAACUCGAUUCAGGCCUUGGAGUUGGAGCCCGUGCCGCAGCUAAAUCUCAAUGUGGCACCCGGCAGUAAGAUCUACUUCAAGGCCGAGAAACUGCAUCUGAUGCAGGGAUUCCUGCUGCUUCGUGCCACUGAGUUGCAGAUUCUCGGCGGCCGAGUGGAUGCGCUCUACGAGAAGUGGGAUCUGACCAGAACUAUGCUCAAGUAUGCCCGAAGUGGCCGCCCCUUGAGUGGAUCGACAAUGCCACCUCCAUGGGUGGCAUUCGGACGAAAAAUCGACACCACCGCGGAGCGCGAGAGGAACUUCAAGAGUCUAGGAUCGUCAGGCGAUAAGGACAAGCCGGCGAAGGAGAACGAUGAGUUUAAUGCAAUGCGCAGCGAAGCUAUUGCCGUGGCAACGAAAGCCGGCGGCAAGAAGGUCUUCGGCGGCGGUGGCCAAAACAUCAUCGAUCACAACAUCAAGAAGAUCCUGGACAAAGGCUUCAGCGAGGAGGAGGCCCGCAGUGCCUUGCACGCCACCAGAAACAACCUUGAGCGUGCCCUGUUCAAUUUAAAGCGACGCAAGGAAACGGGCGGCGUGGGUCCCAUCGAACCAGUGGGUCGCCCGGGUCGCGGAGAACGUCCUGGCCGAGAGGGCAAGCGCGGAGCCACCGCAAAGGAUGAGGCUGAAGCGGCAAAACCAGCAGCUAAUGCCACGCUGUUUGAUUUUCUCACCACGAAACUGCCCGCCUCUGAAACACCGACCGCCAGCGUUGCUGCGACCUUUUCUUCAGCCCCAACUGCCCCACCUACUGCCAAUCACUAUAAUCCGUUCAAGCAAUACGAAAACUCAAGGUUUGGCGAAACCGAUAGCAGAUCGUCAGCUCUUGGCGGAGGUGGCGGUGGCGGCGGAAAGUUUGCGGAUCGUUCGAGAUUUGAGAAUAAUGUGUCGAGCAGCUUUGCCGCCCAUCGCGGUGGACAUGGUGGUUCCUCAAGGGGCGGCGGCCGUAAUCGAGGUGGAGGAAGAGAUGACAGGCCACCGAGAGAGGAGAGGCCACCAAGAGAGGAGAGGCCACCGAGAGAGGAGAGGCCACCGCGUGAAGAGAGACCUCCUAGAGAAGAUAGGCCGCCUCGAGAGAGGGGAGGCUACAAUGAGCGAGGUUCUGGACGCAACAAGUCGGAAGCCAAUAAUGUGAAAGCCUCUUCGCGCAACGGAACGGAUAACGCGCAAGCCAAGAGCCAUUCCGAUGCGAAAGUAGAUCAAGAAGCAACCAAUGGAAAGGACCACGCUGGCAAUCGUCGUGGCAGUGAUCGUGGCAACAACCGCGGAGGCUCGAGUCGAGGAGAGAAUGGCAAUGCGAGUGGAAACAAGCGUAAGCCGCAGGCAGGCACCAAUGUAUUCAACGCAACAAGUGCAUCCAGCAAACCCUCAACCAAUUCUGGAGAGGAUUUCAAUGCACGUUUGAGCAAGGUAACCGAGGAGACUGCCAAUCUCAAGGUGAGCAGUGCGCCCAAGCGAGAGAAUCGUCGCCGGCAGGGAGGCAACCAGGGGCAAGCCAGUCGCCAGUCGGGAUCAGGAACGGGUACGGGAGCAGGAAUGGACCAGCAGCAGCAACAGUCAUUACAGCUGGCUUCUCAGAAGCCGGAAAAGGCUCAGUCCACUCAGAAAACUCAACAAAAUCAACAACAGAAUCAACAGCAGCAGCACCAACAGCAUCACAACACCCGAAAUCAUUCGCAACAAAACUAUAGUCAAUUGGCGAAUGGAUAUACAUACGAUCCCAGCAAGAUUAUGGGUUUCCAGAGCAAGGAGGCCAACGAGUUUGCCAUGAGUCUUCUAAAGAGCCAGGGCGUGGGACUGCCCAAUCAGGAAUCGGCCUCAGCGCAACCCUUUGCUUCAGCUUCAGCUUCGGUUCCCCAUCCUCAGCAGCAGUCUCCGCCCCAGGCGGCCCCGAGGGAGCACUAUGGAAUGACACCUGGCGAUGCCUGGAUGUGGCAGAAGGGAGACUUGUGCAUGGCCAAGUAUUGGGACGACGGCAGAUAUUACGAGGCUGAGAUCACGGGUGUUUCGGAAAAGACUUGCGUGGUCUUCUUUCUGGGUUAUGGCAACCACGAGGAGGUGCUCCAGGUGGACAUAUUGCCCAUUACGGAUGCACAGAACAGGCCGAUGAGCAAUGCUCCACAGCGGCAGCAACAGCAGCAACAACAGCAGCAACUCCAUCAACAGCAACAGCAGCAACAUUCACGAUACCGCGGCGGGGACCGCCAGGCGCAGCAGCAGCAGCAAGUCUAUGUGCCGCCCCACAAAAGAGAACAUUGAAACUGGGCCGGCUUGUAUUCAACGUAAAUCAAUUAAAAUAAUGUUUCGAAUAAAAAACUUUACAGUGUAUUGAAACUAACUAUA